CUCCGAUUGGGCGAGGCGGGACGGCACGGCCAAUCCGCGGCGAGCGCCGGCCGCUCAGGCCAAUGGCCAGGAGGUGGGGGCGGGACGGAGGUGGCUAGGUCCCGCCUCCUCACCCGAGCGCCCGGACGAGCGGCUUGAGUGCCUCUGAGUCUGGGGAGUGGCCACUGACAGCCAUGAUGAACGAACAAAUGCAGGAGAUGGAGGAGGUGAGCAAGGAGCUGCUGAAGUUGCUGGCAGCAGGUGGGGCUGGGAACCUGCUGAAGAGAAGCCUGGACAAACAGGAGAAGAUGUUUGACAAGCUCCUGGAUACGCAGCUGACGGCGGCGCAGCUGGUUAAAGAUCUCCUAGCUACGGAGGAGAAGGUGGCUCAGAAACUCCUGGCGGGGGAAGAGGAGAUGCAGACCAGCCUGCAGAAGGUGCUGGCGCUGGAAGAGGCGCUGCAGAGAGCCAGUGAGGAGGACACCAGCCUGAGGGCUGAGAGCAGUGCCUUGCGGAGAGAGCUGGAGGAGCUGAGGGCCGAGGUCGGGCGCCUGCAGGACGACAUGGAGGACGACACUGGCAUGGUCAAUUCUGCAAUGUACAUCGCACAGCUUUAUUACAAGAUCAGCCGGCUGGACUGGGACUACGAGUGUCAGCACCCCCAGAUCAAAGGCAUCCAUCAUGGCCCAGCCAUUGCUCAGCCCAUCAACAUCGACAGCAGCCAGCACUCCAAGUGCUUCAUCAGUGACUACCUGUGGAGCCUGGUGGACACGGCCUGGUGACCGUGACCCUGCCCCAGGCCAGCCUCACUGAUCGGCUGGACACUGGACGGCGGGAGUGACUAAAAGCUGGCUCGGGCCUCGACCAGCGCGAGCAAGAACGGACCCAGGGACUAAUCACAAAGGGAUUUUUUAUUAAUGUAACAAUAAACGUUUGAAAUCAUUAAAACCAAUCUCCCA
Dermochelys coriacea (leatherback sea turtle) is the source of this 938-nucleotide messenger RNA. It is a transcript of the gene SPC24, whose product is annotated as SPC24 component of NDC80 kinetochore complex. NCBI's taxonomy places the organism in Eukaryota, Metazoa, Chordata, Testudines, Dermochelyidae. The transcript has 6 exons. Bases 174 to 761 code for a protein of 195 amino acids. The record is from RefSeq and is a predicted model, not a curated record.